GUUCUCACUCUACCUCUCUAAUUUUAAACCCACACCUCCACAAUGCUGAUAUCAAUCACCUCAACAACAAUCCUUGCCCCCAUCGCUAGCACUUUUGUCACAACAUUCUUUAGCUCUAAAAAUGAUUAACAGACCUCGUAAAAAUAUAUCAAUUCUAGCUAUGGCGGUGUCCCCUGCUGUGAUUGUUGGUGUGGAAGAGUCGGUAGGGCUUUGCAAGAAAUGGGCAGUGGACAAGAUUUGCUUGUAAAGAGAGGAGAGGUUAUUCCACUCCAUUUUUAAGGUUCAAUUUUGGUUUGUACAAGAAAUGACAGAUCUUGAAGCUGUUGAUGAGGCCAAUCCUAAGUCGAGAUGGAAAGGGGUUACGGGACGAAUCACGCCGAAUUCGGAAAAACGAAGGGGAAAACCUAAAUUGUGCCUUUAAUUCAACCAUUGGAUGCCCCUCAAAAGUUUAAGGCCCGGCUGCACGUAUAUAGAGAGGAAGAUGAGUGUAGUGACUGAUUCUCCGGUGCGCUCUUCGCAUUCAUCGAGCAGUGAUGAUUUCGCUACUUUUUUGGAUGGUGAAUUGGACUCGUGGUCUGAUUCUUCUUCUAAAGCGAAGAAUGUUGCUGAGAAUGAGGAUGAUGACAAGGAGGUGGAGUCUGAUUCAUGGGGCGAUGAUAAUGAUGAUGACUCUGAUUCAUGGGGCGAUGAUAAUGAUGAUGACUCUGAUUCAUGGGGCGAUGAUAAUGAUGAUGACACCUUAGCCAACCGAAUUAAGAGGGCUCGAGUGGAGAUCAGCGAGACUGUUCAGGACAACCUCGAGGCAUCAACUUCUCAUAUACAUAUACAGCAAAACUCGGUAGCAUCCACAAGUAAGGUUGCUUGCACACAUCCAGGAACUUUUGGUGACAUGUGUAUAUGUUGCGGAGAAAGGUUGGCUGCGGAAACAGGUGUCACCCUUGGGUACAUACAUAAGGGUUUAAGGCUUGGUAAUGAUGAAAUUGUGCGAUUACGUAACACAGAUACAAAGAAUUUGUUACGAAACCGGAAGCUCUACUUGGUCCUUGAUCUAGACCAUACACUGCUUAAUUCUACUCAGCUUAUCCACUUGACUCCAGAAGAAGAUUAUUUGAAAAGUCAAAUAGAUUCUGUGCAAGAUGGCUUAAAUGGUAGCCUCUUCAAGUUGGAUUUCAUGCAUAUGAUGACGAAGUUAAGGCCCUUUGUCCAUGAAUUUCUCAAAGAAGCAAGCCAGAUGUUUCAGAUGUACAUUUACACGAUGGGUGACAGGGCAUAUGCGCAGGAAAUGGCUAAGCUGCUUGAUCCUGGAAAAAAGUACUUCCACGACAGAGUUAUUUCCCGCGAUGACGGAACUCAACGACAUCAAAAAGGUCUUGACAUUGUGCUCGGUCAAGAUAGUGCUGUUCUUAUCCUUGAUGACACAGAGAAUGCUUGGACAAAGCAUAAAGAAAAUUUGAUACUGAUGGAAAGAUAUCAUUUCUUUGCUUCGAGCUGUCGCCAAUUUGGAUUCGAAUGUAAAUCUCUUUCACAGAUAAAGAGUGAUGAGAGUGUGUCUGAUGGAGCACUUGCAUCAAUUCUCAAGGUCUUAAGGAAAAUUCACCAGAUGUUCUUCGAUGAGCUAGCGGACAAUCUAGAUGGCAGAGAUGUGAGGGAGGUAUUGGGUAUGGUUCGUAAAGAUGUGCUAAAGGGAUGCAAAAUUGUAUUUAGUCGAGUAUUUCCGACUCAAUUCCAAGCUGAGAAUCACCAUCUUUGGAAGAUGGCGGAGCAGUUAGGGGCUACAUGCUGUCGAGAACCUGGCCCAUCAGUAACACAUGUCGUUUCGGCAGAAGCUGGAACAGAGAAGUCACAUUGGGCUCGGAAGAACGAUAAGUUUUUGGUCCAUCCGCGGUGGAUAGAGGCUGCAAAUUAUAUAUGGCAAAGGCAGCCAGAAGAUAAUUUUUCGGUCAACCAACCAAACAAACAAUAGUCGGUAUCUUCUUGUAGGUCAGUAUUUUUUUUCUUGUUCUCGAUUUUGAAGCUGUUGAUAGCUUAAGGUCUGGUUUCCUAUUCAGCAGAAUUGAUCAGCUCUCUUUGAACAUUCUUGUGACACCAUCCCGGUUAUCUGUGCCCAUUAUGGUUACAGGUUCUGUACAAAUGCAUCAAGCGAUUCAUAGGUUUAUUAAAGAUUUUCUUGAUAUAUAUUGAUAGUUCGAUAACUCGGAUGAUGCAAAAUUUUCCUGAUAUGUUAAUAGUUUGGAUAGACUUGGAUGCCAAA
Molecule: messenger RNA, 2251 nt
Organism: Mercurialis annua (annual mercury)
Lineage: Eukaryota; Viridiplantae; Streptophyta; Magnoliopsida; Malpighiales; Euphorbiaceae
Product: RNA polymerase II C-terminal domain phosphatase-like 4
Exons: 10
Coding region: 434-1963 (509 amino acids)
Cellular component (GO): nucleus
Molecular function (GO): RNA polymerase II CTD heptapeptide repeat phosphatase activity
Source: RefSeq, a predicted model, not a curated record